Mycena citricolor is the source of this 4710-nucleotide messenger RNA. The record is from the annotation of a GenBank genome assembly. NCBI's taxonomy places the organism in Eukaryota, Fungi, Basidiomycota, Agaricomycetes, Agaricales, Mycenaceae.
GAUCACUGUGGCACUGCCACUGAUAUCUUGCUCUCUUCAUGGACAUCAUUAUGACUUGCCACCAUUCUCAUAUUGAGUGCUUUGACCUUCACCCCUCGAAUAGAUCUUUCCAAGACUUUGGGGGCGACUAAACUUGGCUCAUGAGUGACAAUCUUCUCACGCAUAUAUCUUCGGUUUGUGUUUUGAGCGAUGCACUGUUUAGGAUCUCGUUUGCCAGACAUUGCUAUGGCAAAGUGUAAUUCCCGCUAUUACCAACCCUAUUCGGCACCUAUGUUCCAGGCUUGGAGCCAGACUGAUGUUCAGAGGUGCUCCCUGAACUGACAUUGUCCGAGUCGAGAACCCCAUUGUUACUGAUAACUAACGUUGCGGGUUUCCACGCAUUAGGUCAUUUAGGCAAUUGGCGAGGCCUAUAUGCAGGCAAUGUUGACAAGGAACUCGCACCGAUCAAUUGACGCUGGUGGGACCUGAGCCAGAGCUGGGUACGGAACCUGUUCUUGUUCUAAUACUGAAUACGUCGUCAGGUACGACUAGUUACCUAUAGCCGCUCAUGGUGACUUAGACAUAGUGCAUACAUUCGGUAAAGAUCCCGUGUGAUCUAAACAUGCUCAUCUGCGAUUGAGCCUCCGAAGCCGGACGGACGUAUCGCUGACUUUGGCCGAGGAACUUGUGAGCAGAUCGCGCCUCCGUCGAUAUUGUAUGCAGAUAUCCCGUGAUCUUGAUUGGUUUUGUAACUCAUGUCCCGUUUAGAACAGCCGAGUGUGCCCGGGUUUCCUGCUGUUCGCUGUCGUCGUAAAUCGGGACCUGCAUAUCCGGCGACAUUGGUGAACGCAUCGGUGCGAGAUUCGUGGAACCGGGUCCUCUUCGUCUUGACCCUGUGAUAGGCAGCAUCAGCUAUUUUUCGAGAAUCAUUGUUCCGUGCGAAUGGUCACGAUCUUUCCUUUUCCUGAUCAUUGGCCGUGACGGUAUGAACGUGGCGGGAGCAGAAAGAACGACGUCGGCAGCUUUUUUUCGCGUCGCGGUGGACAGCUUCCCGUCUCUUCGCAAGUCCACAUCUGCUCUCAGUCGCUCGGGUCGCUCAUUCUGGAUAUCGUGCAAGUCCGUGUCUUCGCUCCAUUGCUGUUGUCCAAAUGCUCGCAGCGGCUGCAGUAAGACUCGACGUCAGACGCAUCGCAAGCCAUCGCCAAGUCAAGCUACAACGCGAACCUGAGAAACUUCGAAGUCAAAUCGGCGGCAGUGCGAGACUGUGAUUGUGUUGUUCUUUCGAGCAUGACUGAGGAAGGGCCAGCAUCAUCUUGCGAACACUGCCUUAUGUCGGUUCGUGACAUCAGCAGGCAAAGAAAGGCGAUCGCUUGGCUCGAAGCCUGGUCACCUCCGGAUGAGAGUUGCGACACGGCAUUACGCCGACGUUUACCCGGCCCACAGGCUCCUUUGUCGCUGCUCAAAGGCACUCGAGUACCCUGAGGGGUGUUGCAACCAGUUUCUUGGGCAGGCAGUGAUUUCACUUUGGCCGAAGAGAAUCCCAGGGCGCCUGAGCGGGAGCAAUCAAUCAUAUCUCUUGUUUUGCCUGGCAGCUUUCAUCGACCCUUUGCAGGGGCAUCGUGUCGCACUGCCAAUGACUACAAUCGCAGUCGGUACACAAUCAGAUCACUUCCUGAUCGUGCCAGUGUCUCUAAAUAAGACCUCCUCGCCGUCGGAACUGCCUCAAGCUCGACAGCUGUGCGGUGUUUAGUGCUUACCCGCGGAGUAAGAUCCCCACAAAGCAUAUUGAGUUCGUGGGCUGAGCGUGGUGUCCCUAACGGUAAGUGCAUGUUUCCAGGUGAACUGCUGUUGGGCUGCUCUGCUCUCCUAGAACUAAUGACGUGCGGUAUGUCGCGGCCGAGCCUAUGCCGAUGAUGUCGAUGGAGACGAUGAUGCAAUGGUGCAAGAAAUCCCUGGUCGUUGUUACAGUAAAAGGGAGGCUAUAUGUAUAUUGUACUCCCAGGAACCAUCCAAGGAAUAGUAAUAUAUGCCACACCCAACUGCCGAGCAUCGCGAGAAAAGGCGCCAUCGUUCUAAACCACACCCCGGGAAUUUCGCUGUCCGGCCUCGGUCCGACACAUCCCUGGACAGGACCACCAUGUACAACCCUCAUGCUCAACGACCUCCCUCAGCAGGGCCUCCCUCAUUGUCAGGCCGCGCGUCGAUGGGUGGGCCUCCCCCGAUGGUGCAUUCCGAGCAGUACGAGCAGGAGUACGACGACGGCCGUUACGAACAACAACAAUAUUCCGAUCCAGACGACGAGCAGGACGACUUCUACCAACGAAACAAUGCGCCUUCCACAUACGCUGACGGCUAUCCCGUUGGAUCCGUUGCCACCCAGUCUGUACGCAACCCCUCGCCCCCACCAGGUCCGAUAUUGGACCACUCUCACCUGCGACCGGGCAACCAAGCAUCCCUUUUAUCCCACCAACGCACCCUCGAGCUCUACCGCGCCAAUGCGAAAAAGACACAAGACCCCGAGCUCCAGUUCGAGUUCGCCGUGUUCAUGAUCGACGCCUCCAAGUCGUUACCGAUACCCGUAUCCGAGCCCGGCAAUCUCUUAGAAGUGGAGCGCGCGACGGAGAAGCGCGAGGAGCUCAUCCGCGAGGCGACCUCGCUGCUCAAGCGGCUAGCAGACCGCGGACAUCCCGCGUCGCAGUACUUCCUCGCCGACUGCUUCGCGAACGGAAUAGGGACCGUCAAGAACAAGCAGGACUUUGACCGCGCGUACCCCCUGUUCGUGCUGGCCGCGAAGCACGGGCAUCCGGACGCUGCGUACCGCGCGGGGACCUGCUGCGAGAACGGGUGGGGCUGUCGGCGCGAAGCGGCCAAGGCGCUGCAGUUCUUCCGCAAGGCUGCGGCCGCACUGCAUCCCGGUGCGAUGUACCGCCUGGGCAUUGCAGAGCUCAAUGGCGAGCUGGGCCUCAGUAAGAGCCCCAAAGAGGGCGUCAAAUGGCUCAAGCGCAGCGCGGAGCACGCCACUGCCGAGUUCCCGCACGCACUCCACGAGCUCGCGCUCCUCCAUGAACGUGGGAUCGACAACGUGCUGUUUGUCGACUACGAGUAUUCUACAGAGCUUCUGGCGCAGGCAGCAGAACUUGGCUACGCGCCCAGUGCGUAUCGGUUGGGCGAGUGCUACGAGUACGGGAAGAUGGGAUGUCCGCAGGAUCCGGCUUUGUCGAUUCACUACUACAACAUCGCUGCCCAACAAAACCAUCGGGACGCCUGUUUUGCACUGACGGCGUGGUAUCUUGUGGGAUCGCCUGGUGUGCUUCCGCAGUCGGAUACGGAGGCUUUUCUCUGGGCACAGAAAGCUGCGGAUGCGGGCCUGGCCAAGGCGAUGUAUGCUUGCGGUUACUUUCUGGAGGUCGGCAUUGGAACGCAGCCGAAUCCGCGCGAAUCCAUGAGCUACUUCAAGCGGGCAGCGGAGCUGGGAGACAAGCGAGCAAUCCAGCGGCUUAAGACACCGAACACGCCGUUGACAUCGCCUGUUGGGCCAGGGGGCAUGCUGCAGCGCGGCCCAGACGACAGCCCGGCUAAAGGAGGCAAGGACAAGGAUUGUAUUAUAAUGUAGUAGCCGAUUACUUAAUGGACGUAUCUUACAGCUUUUUACUGGGUUUUGACGGUCUUUCAAAAGUAGAAGUCGUCUUCGUCUUCGUCCCAGUCGCUCCCGUAAAUGUCUCGCAUCAUCUUUGCUUCAUCAUCGGAGUAGAACGUGUCGAGGAAGCUGGGCCAAAACAACCCUGGAUCGAUGUCGCACCGCUCCCACGACUGAAGAGCACGAGUCGGCGGUCCAGGAGGCAUGGUGAUUCGAAGCCUCGGUCGUUGGUUGUCGAUACCAGGCACCUCCGGACAAGCCAGAUUGCAGUAGUAGUCCUCGUUCAACACAAGAUCAUGAGUGAUGUCGUGUUCUUGAGUUAGGUGAUACGUCAAUUCCGUCUCCUCCAUCGUUCGCGACUCUGGGAUCCCGUUGACAUCAAUGCAAUGUGCGCAGCACCAGAGUGACCGAGGCAGCUGUGACACAGUAGCAAUCGAUUCCGUCUCGCUCGGAUCUGUUCCAUCAAUGGUAAUCACAGUCAGCUCGGUGACUUCGACCUCGAGACUGCGAGCGACGGCAGAAUCAGCGUCAUCCAAUCGGUACCAUGCGCCUUCGAAUGCACUGUGUUCUUUCAGGUCAUGUUUCAGCGCAUUGCGCCAGUCGAACGCCCGUACUUCUGCGAUGGAGUGCGAACUGGGCGCCACCGUCUGCGCCGAAGGACCUAACACAAUCUGCUUCUGGCCGGGUCUGCUGCUGGGGCCUGCUUCGGCGCUGGGAUCUACGUCUGCGACCUUUCUAAGGGCACAAUGAUGACAAGCGAAUCUAGCAGAGGAAGCAUCCAUCUCUUCCACAGUAGUCACGUCGGGAUCCUUUCCGCACAGAGCGACCAACAGUCGAAUGACAGAGGGCGCGCGUUUAUGCAUCAUGAGCGACGAUGUGUGCCACAGCGUGCGAUCAUCGGACAGGCCGUUUGACAGCAGCGAGAGGAAGUAGGGCAUACUGGACAGAGAUGAGCCCGUCAGACAGCGAUGGCCGAGAACACGGGGCCAGAAGAGUGGGAGUGCUGAGCCACUGCCACAGGAAUUGCAGUGGAAAACUGUUGUUGCAAGCCUCAGUGUAUCCGAAACUUCUUGGUCACUUUUGCUGCUCGAGUC